This is a messenger RNA of Effrenium voratum, 1327 nucleotides long. The record is from the annotation of a GenBank genome assembly. NCBI's taxonomy places the organism in Eukaryota, Dinophyceae, Suessiales, Symbiodiniaceae.
GGUGACCUGUGGACCGCUGGAGUCGUGUUUUUCCGACCAUCGAGCCAUGGAAGUGCCAUACCGAUGUUUGGUUCCGGAGGAUUCGGUGUCCUUCAUCAUCGGAAAGGGGGGCGCCACCAUUCGGCAGAUGUGCGACCAGAGCGGCGCCAGCGUGUCCAUCUCCAAGCCCGGGGAAGCGCCGGCCACGCUGGGCGGACAAGAUCGUGACCCUGGCGGGGUCCCAACGGGCGAAAGAUGGCGCCUGCCGGGAGGUGGUACGGAAGCUGAGGCAGAUGCAGGGGGUGACAGACAUGGAGCCGGGGGUCUUUGUGAUCAUCAUCCCUCAGAUCUCCGUACCAGUGGUGAUUGGCACCAAGGGCGCACAGAUCAAGUCCAUCAUGGAGCAGUCGGGCGCGGAGAUCAAUGUUGGCCGAGAGGCGAUCUUGGGCAUGCCGGACCAGCCCAUCAGCAUCAAUGGCACGGUGGAGCAGGUGGUUUUGGCAGUCUCUGGCAUCAACAGCGUGCUGCAGGACAUGGCGGACCGGGGCAAGCUGCAUGACCGGGACUUCCUCUUCCGGGCUGAGAGCAACGGCGGCAGCGACUUCCUCUCCCGAAGGCCAGAGCCCGCCUCGGAGCGCAGGCCGGAGCCAACCUUCGAGCGCAAGCCGGAGCCAACCUUCGAGCGCAGGCCGGAGCCAACCUUCGAGCGCAAGCCGGAGCCAACCUUCGAGCGCAAGCCGGAGCCCGCCUUUGAACGCAAGCCAGAACCCGCCUUCGAGCACAGGCCAGAACCCGCCUUUGAGCGCAAGCCAGAGCCUGCCUUUGAGCGCAAGCCAGAGCCCGCCUUUGAGCGCAGGCCGGAGCCAACUUUCGAGCGCAGGCCGGAGCCCAGCCCCCCAACCGCCAGCGCCCACACAGCCGCAGCGCUAGCGCCAGCGCCAGCACUGAAUGGCCAUGGCGUCAAUGGUGGCUAUAGCCAGGGCAACCCAGCAGGAGGUAUGGGUGUCAUGGGUGCCAUGGGUCUCGGCAUGGGCAACAUGGGCAACAUGGGCAACAUGGGCAGCAGCGAAAAGGCCUUCUUCUCGGCCCUGCAGGCGUCAGGUAUCAACUCGGCAGAGCUGACCAUCCUGUUGCCCAAGGAUUUGUUGCACCAGGUCCUGGUGCCCCGAGGCAUCAUGAGCGAGGUGGCCCAAAGGUCGGGCUCCAGAAUAGAUGUGGGCGAGGAGGCCCCUCCAGGUAUGCUGCAGGUGACGCUGCACGGGCAAAUGGUGGGGAACUCCAUGGCAGCGAUGCUCUUGCAAGAGCGGGUGAUUCAGUGGCACAUGCGGUGAAGCAGGUGGCGGGCGCC